Aspergillus japonicus CBS 114.51 is the source of this 930-nucleotide messenger RNA. RefSeq lists its product as uncharacterized. The coding region runs from base 373 to 909 and encodes 178 amino acids. Lineage: Eukaryota; Fungi; Ascomycota; Eurotiomycetes; Eurotiales; Aspergillaceae. The record is from RefSeq and is a predicted model, not a curated record. The transcript has a single exon.
UCACUAACCUAUGCCCCCCGCAAACAUGGAACUUGACAACUGACUACUUUCCGACGCUUUCUCUACUCUGUGGCAUCUGUACUUGGCAGCGCUGUUUUACUCACAACCAGCCUAUAUGAGAUUGACGCACCAAAGUCAUCAAUUGUCGCUGUCCAGCUCGUCGCUUCCGAACUUCCAUCUGCCUCAUCCAUAGCCAUACUACCAACAGAGUGCUUUAUUUGUUUUCUGGGGCAUAAAUUGGAUUUAAUCCCGGUUAUUAGUGCUAUCCCGGUGCUGACAGCCUUUCCUUUCGAGAAUCUGCCUGCAUUCUCCUCUCCCACUCUUGUCAGUAGGAACCGACUCUCCUGACAAAGGGCAUCCACCUGAGCAUCGAUGGCCAGGGGCGCAGCGAGGCUUGGAGGGCCGACAGAGCUCCGCUUCAACUCGGCACGAUACACCAUUCGUUAUCAAGUCGUACACGAGAUGCCUUUCAUCGCCGCUCAACAAUUAGCUCUGCACAACCCUGCAAGUGUUAAAAUCUCUCAUCUAUACAAGAAUCGGCCUCGCGAUACGCUAUGGUCCUCAUUUGGUCUUCGUUUGCUUUUAGAAUACAAGAGUGUCGUUCGAUCCUGGGCAAUGGGAAGGUCCAGAGUGGCUUUUCGCAAAGCUUUGGCGGAUCGUGGAUACGAUCAGGACGGCCGAGCGAUCAGCUCUUUUCCAAGGCCCGCUGCUGAGGCAACACAGAUUGCCGGUUUACGAGGAUCGAUUGACUUUACCGUUCGGGAAGAGGUCAUCACAGCAAAGUCUCCGGACAUCGAGAAGGAUAUGCGAGAGUUUGUGGACAGGAUAAUCAAAGUGAUGCUUCAUGCUCCGAAAGCAGGGACUGGCUUUUUGAAGCAACGUAUCUUAUGGGAUAAUAAGCGUAGAUAAUGCACAAUUUGACCCUGUUUC